Molecule: messenger RNA, 1729 nt
Organism: Eurytemora carolleeae
Lineage: Eukaryota; Metazoa; Arthropoda; Copepoda; Calanoida; Temoridae
Product: 4-coumarate--CoA ligase
Exons: 20
Coding region: 58-1674 (538 amino acids)
Molecular function (GO): CoA-ligase activity
Source: RefSeq, a predicted model, not a curated record
UUACAUUAAAUUUCUUUGUUUAAAUUAAAAUUAAGAACAUGAUCUAUUUUAGUGAUAAUGAGUGAAAUUAGGGACAAAGUACUUUAUUCUAAGGAGCCUUACACCCUUGAUCCUGGUCAAGAGAGGAUUAUAUUUAAACUUCUUGAUCUUAUACAAGCAGAACUCAGAGAGACAGGGGAUAGAGACUGGAUUUUGGAUUGUACCACAGAGAAUAGUGUUAGGAUUUCCCACAUUCUUGGGAGGAGUAUAAAGGUGGCUAGUGGAUUAACUAGGCUUGGAUUUAAACCAGGAGAUACAUUACAUACUGCCUAUUCUACCUGCCUUGAUUUCUACUGGCCUAUAUUCGGAGCUUGGUUAUGUGGGGGAGUGGUGAGUGUAGGAGAUCCUGGCUUAUCAGCCUCCAAUUUGAAAUCACAAAUACAGGACACACAUGCAAAGAUUAUAGUCUGUGAAGUGGAGAGCUGUAGUAAGUUUCUAGAGGCAAAUCAGUCCCUUCUAAGUGCAGAGCAAGCAUCCAACAUCCUUGUGCUUGAUCUAGAACCAUGGCAGCCUAUUCCUGAAGGAACAUCCAGCUUUCGGUCACUGUAUGAGGACCAAGGAGAUCAAUGUCCUGAUCGAGCAUCUUUGCCAGGAUACAUUCCAAAAGAACCGGUUGUUAUACAUUGGACUAGUGGAACAACAGGGUCUCCAAAGGGUGUUGUCAUGUCUCAAGAAUAUCUUCAUUUUCAGAUGAGACAGAGCAAGCUUCCUGAGAAAACUAUUGGACUUGCAUCAAAUACCUUCUUCCAUGCAGGAUCUUUCCUCUUAUCCCUUGAUGGAGGGAUCAGGAACAAAUUUUCAAUUCAUUUCAUCCAGCCUAAGCAUACAACUGUUGAGAGCAUCUUCCGCUUCAUUGAAAAAUACAAACCUAUGUUCUUCAUGUGUGGGGCUAAUGAUUUUGUUCAGCUUGCAUCAAGUGACCUGGCCAAGUUUGACCUAAGCAGUGUGAAUGUAAUAAUGCCUGCUGGAAACAAGAUAGCUAAAUCUGCUGCAACGAGAAUGAAAGAAAAGUUCCCUAAUCUCAAGUUUGUCUAUCAGUUCUAUGGAAGCACUGAGGUUGGGGGAGUAAGUGGUUCCUUUACAGUUGAGAACAUGGGAGCUCUGAGGGAGGGUGUUCAGACAUAUAUUAGAGAUCAGAAAACAGGGGAAAAGCUGGGAGUAGGAGAAGUAGGGGAAAUAAUGGCAAAAACCCCAACCAUGAUGAUCCAUUAUCUGAAUAGACAAGAUGAAAGCAGAGAACUACUUGACGAAGAAGGAUUUGCACACAUGGGUGAUCUAGGUUACUAUGAUGAAAAUGGUAUCCUGCAUUACAAAGAGAGGAUAAAAGAAAUGAUAAAGAUUGGAAACUAUUGGAUUGGACCUGCAGAGUUUGAAGAUAAUCUUGAAAAUAUACCAGGUGUAGUGGAAGCUGUUGUCUGGCAGUCGAUGAAUAAAGAAACAGACAACUACUACAUUCAUGGUGCAGUAACUCUACAAGCAUCUAGUGGUCUCAACCCUGAGAAGAUACUGGAACUAGCAAACAAGGAUGUAGAAGUAAAACGUAGAAUAGAUGGAACUAUUCAUAUUAUAAAUAACAUGCCUCACAACCCACAGGGGAAAAAGCUGAGAAGAACAGUUCGCCAAAUGUUUGAGUAAUUGCAUGAAAACAUUAUUGUGACACAUUAUGAAAUAAACUGUUUUAAGCAUUAAA